Molecule: messenger RNA, 2359 nt
Organism: Caretta caretta (loggerhead turtle)
Lineage: Eukaryota; Metazoa; Chordata; Testudines; Cheloniidae
Product: L-threonine 3-dehydrogenase, mitochondrial
Biological process (GO): L-threonine catabolic process
Molecular function (GO): L-threonine 3-dehydrogenase activity
Source: RefSeq, a predicted model, not a curated record
GAGGAGUCGUGGCGGCGCGCGCGAGCCCUUAGACCACGUACCGUUGGGCUGCCGCGCGUGGUGGGGGCGGGGGUCAAGGCAGCGGGCCGAGCGAGCGGAACCAAUCGCUUUCCUGCUGGAGGGCUUUAUUUAAAAGACAAAAAUGGCAAUUGUAAAGAACUUGAGCAGAACUCUUAGUCAGUUGCUACAGAGCCCCAGUUGUGGAUGUCAGACUUCCCUUGUGCCAGUUAGAUGUAUUGGUGUCUCACCACGUCAGGUGACCUCAGAUGCCAACUUUCAUUCAGUAUCUUUUUCAGAGACUGAUCAUCCUCGAGUGUUAAUUACAGGGGGCCUGGGCCAACUUGGGGUGGGACUUGCUAAACUCUUGAGGAAGCGUUUUGGAAAAAACAACGUGAUCCUGUCUGACAUUAGAAAACCACCAGAUCAUGUCUUUUAUAAUGGUCCUUUUAUCUACUCUGAUAUCUUGGACUACAAGAAUCUCCGUGAAAUAGUGGUGAACAAUCGAAUUACUUGGCUGUUUCAUUAUAGUGCUUUGCUCAGUGCUGUUGGAGAAGCAAAUGUUCCUUUGGCCAGAGCUGUAAACAUUACUGGUUUGCACAACGUUCUCGAUAUUGCAGCUGAGCAUAGUUUGAGACUCUUUGUCCCUAGCACAAUUGGAGCCUUUGGACCCACCUCUCCCCGAAACCCAACUCCGGAUCUCUGCAUUCAGAGACCCAGGACGAUCUAUGGAGUCUCCAAGGUUCAUGCUGAGCUCAUGGGAGAAUACUACCACUACAGGUAUGGGCUAGACUUCCGAUGUCUGAGGUAUCCUGGAAUUAUCUCUGCUGACUCUCAGCCUGGUGGGGGAACAACUGACUAUGCAGUCCAGAUUUUCCAUGAUGCCAUAAAGAAUGGCAAAUUCCAGUGCAAUCUAAAAUCAGACACACACCUCCCAAUGAUGUAUAUCGAUGACUGCCUGAAGGCUACGCUAGAUGUCAUGGAAGUGCCUGCCGCUUCACUUAGCAUGAGGACUUACAACAUCAGUGCCAUGAGCUUCUCUCCUGAGGAGCUGGUGCAAGAGGUCAAGAAGCAUAUUCCUGAGCUCCAGGUGACCUACAAUGUGGAUGCUGUCAGGCAAGCCAUUGCUGACAGUUGGCCGAUGAACUUUGAUGACAGCAAUGCCCGGAGAGAUUGGGGAUGGAAACAUGACUUUGAUCUUUCUGAACUGGUGACCACAAUGUUUAACAUCCUUGGCUCUGACUCCCGGGUAGCCCACAUUAACUGAAACUCCUUUUCAAACCUGGUUUCCAAACUCCGACAGAGGACCAGGGAGAAACUGCUGAAUUAGUUCAUUAUGCUCUAAGUCUUAUAGCAGGUAAAUUAUAAACUUUACAUAUAUUGCAAUAGAGUUGGGGUUUAAAUACUAUAGUUUGAAUUCAGUGUGGUUAUUUGAGACAGUACCAAAUUAUUUAGUAAAACUACAGCAUCAUUAAAUGAGAAACAUAUAGGAUUCUUGAAUUUUAGCAUUUAAGAAGCUAGAAAAAAAAAUCUCACUAUAGGGCUGGUAAUGCUAUGCAGUCAUUCCUACUGCCUGAGUAUCCUUCUGAAAACAACACAUGGCAACAUUACAAAGCCUUGUGCUUAGACACAUACUGAAGGAUUGACAAAGUAUACAUUAAUCAAUCAUUUCCUUAGUGGAGGUAGCUAAUUGUGGAUUGUAGGAAGGUGGGAUUGUCCCUUCCCUCUCCCACCAACAGUUAAGAGAUCAGAAGAGUCAUUUUAUUUUUAAACUUGACAAUGGUCAUUAAAGGUUAUUCAUUUUAAAGGGAAACCUUUUAGUUAAUAGUUCAACCUUAUAGCUAGGUAUAGUGCUAGGUAAACCUGCAAUUUGUUUACAGAUGAGAUUCAGAAUGUUUGUAGCAUUAAUCUUAUGUCCAUAAAUGUAAAGGAAAAUAAGACUUGAAUUCAUGACACUUUUAAAAAUACAGGGUUUUCAAAACAAGCUUUUUUGUGUUCUUUAGAAAUUCUGUUUACUUCAGUUUUGUUGUAAAGAUGAAUUUGGGACACUAAAAAUCUAUGUUGCAUAUCUGAAUCUAUAGCUAUCCUAUUUAAAGUAGGCAAUGCCCAGGAAUGAGCUCACCUUUAAUUAGUACCACAUUUGGCCUGUUUCCAUUCACAUUUACUCCACCAUUGUGAUCAUAUGCUGCAGAGAGCAAGUUUUUAAAGGUAGGUUGAGACUUGUCAGUUGUAAAGCUGAGCCAGUCUUGAAAAUACCUGUUCCAUUCACUGUACAGUGUGCGCUAUGUAUAUGUGUAUUUGUAGAUACUAUUUAUGUGUAGAUAUAAUAAAUUUGUAUGCUUCAGAGGAGUGGAAUCCAGAA